GUUUUAUUUUCACUUCCUAUUCCACUCUCAACUAGAAACAACAUGUCUCAAUCAAGUCACUCUGUUUAUAUAAUAGGAGCCGCCCGCACGCCAACUGCACGAAUCCAUACUUCUUUGUCCUCGAUCAAGGCUACAAACCUUGGCGCAGUUGCCAUCAAAGAAGCCUUAAGUCGCUCCGGUGUCUCCGCCGAUUCCAUCUCCGAUGUAUACAUGGGCCAAGUACUCCAAGCAGGCGCAGGCCAAACACCGGCUAAACAGGCCGCAAUAAAAGCCGGAUUACCUCUGACCAUUGAAGCAACAACGAUCAACAAAGUAUGUGCAUCUGGUCUCAAAGCCAUCACUAUGGCGACUCAGAAUAUCCAAUUGGGCCACGCAACUGCUCAAGUGGCUGGUGGGAUGGAAAGUAUGUCUCAGGUGCCUGCGUAUUAUAGGAAGCCUGACCCCACCAGUAGCACCAGUAGUCGCAUUCCCGGGACUCAACAGCAGCAGCAGUUACCGUCGGACGGUCUUUUGGACGGGUUAAGAUGCCCCUUUAAUGGUCAUCUAAUGGGAUACUACGCCGAUCAAAUUGCCCAGCGCUUCGGGAUCUCGAGAGAAGAUCAAGACAAAUACGCACUUGAAUCAUACCAUCGCGCAAUCAGAGCCCACGCGGCGGGUAUUUACAAAGAUGAAAUCAUACGCGUUCCUCUAAACCCGAGAAAGACACAGCUCGUGACCGAAGACUUCAUCCAAGAAGCUGACAAGUUCACCCCAGAAGCCCUUGCACAAUUAUCACCAGCCUUCUCUGAAAAGGGGACUGUCACUGCGGGGAAUGCGUCGUUUCUUGGUGAUGGUGCUUCUGCUGUGGUUUUGGUCAACGAUGAUCUGGCAAGAAAAUAUACACGCGGUGAUGAAGGCAACGGCCCCAAAAUAAUGGCGGAAAUCAUGGCAUAUGCAGACGUAUCUGCCACGCCAGCUGAAUUUGCCUUGGCACCGGCUAAAGCUAUACGAAUUGCACUUGAGAGAGCAAAUCUUUCCGUGCACGAUAUCUCGCUCUGGGAAAUCAAUGAAGCCUUUGCAGUUGUUGUCACAUUGGUUCAGCUUGCAAGUUUGUGUGAACUUCGUCUGGAUCCCAAACUGGUCAAUAUCAACGGAGGCGCUAUUUCAUUCGGUCAUCCGCUCGGGAGCUCCGGAUGCCGCAUUCUCAUCAGCCUCUUUUACCAAUUACAACCUGGUCAAUAUGGAGUCGCUGCCAUCUGUAACGGUGGUGGGGGAUCUACCGCGAUGAUCAUCAAGAGAAUCAAUAGCGAGGAUUUCCAGUGU
Penicillium vulpinum is the source of this 1302-nucleotide messenger RNA. RefSeq names its product thiolase family protein. Gene Ontology annotation, biological process: fatty acid beta-oxidation. NCBI's taxonomy places the organism in Eukaryota, Fungi, Ascomycota, Eurotiomycetes, Eurotiales, Aspergillaceae. The annotation marks the transcript as partial. Gene Ontology annotation, molecular function: acetyl-CoA C-acetyltransferase activity. The record is from RefSeq and is a predicted model, not a curated record. The transcript is spliced from 3 exons.